Messenger RNA from Lacerta agilis (Sand lizard), 3321 nucleotides. RefSeq names its product toll-like receptor 2. Gene Ontology annotation, cellular component: membrane. Gene Ontology annotation, molecular function: transmembrane signaling receptor activity; protein binding. Bases 135 to 2633 code for a protein of 832 amino acids. Gene Ontology annotation, biological process: inflammatory response; toll-like receptor signaling pathway; immune response. The record is from RefSeq and is a predicted model, not a curated record. The transcript has 2 exons. NCBI's taxonomy places the organism in Eukaryota, Metazoa, Chordata, Lepidosauria, Squamata, Lacertidae.
AGCUGUAGCGCACGAUGUGGCUGCGCGGUUGGACCGAGUGGGGUGAUCACAGAGGACUAGGAGCCUGCCGCCUGUUUUGUGCUUUGGAUCUGCGUGCGCGGCAGCCGAGGUUGACAGUAAAGAUGUGAAGUGGCAUGGAACUGCCGCCCAUCGCCGUCCUUUGCCUGGCAUUGCGUUUGGUGAUCCUGGCUCUCGUGAAACCUCCCGAGGUGUCUCUUUGCCAGAUCUCCCGCAAGGUGGCCACUUGCCGAGGUCAGAACCUGCUCCGAGUCCCUGGGGAUCUCCCCAGCACUCUGGAGUCAUUGGACCUGUCUUACAACAAGAUUCAGCGGGUCACCCAUGGGGAUUUCUCCGCCUUGACCCAGCUGAAAAGCCUGAAUCUGGAUUUCAACAACAUCGCGUCUAUCGCUGACGAUUCCUUCGCCUCCAACGUCCUCUUGGAGCAGCUCAGACUCUUCAACAACUCGCUGAGGGAGAUCCCGUCUCAGGCGCUGAAACCGCUAAGGAAUCUGAAGGUGCUGGAAAUGUCUAACAACUUUUAUCCCCGCUCGACGCUGGACAGCGUGUUUGGCACUUUGAAAAACCUUGAAACCCUCUCCAUGGGGGGCCCCGCUGUCCAGAUGGUGGGAAGCCAGGACUUCCUUCCUCUGAAAGACACCCCGUUGAAUAAGUUUGCCCUGAAAACGGCAGCCAGUUUGCAGGAGUAUCAAGAGGGGGCCUUUUCCAAACUCAAUACCACCGACUUGUGGUGCGACAUGUCACUGGACAGACACACGGAGGUCUUGCCGCUGCUGCUGCGGGACUUGAGGGGAAGGCCUCUACGAUACCUCCAUUUCCGUAACCUCUUCGAGUUCACGUACUACACAGGCUCUACGGACCUCUUCCACGACUUGGCUAUGGUAGAGGCCACAGAGCUGGUCUUCCGCCGGGGGAAAUUCAACGAGAACUUGCUGCGCCUGAUCCUGCUGAACGUCCGGAGGUCUCGCGUGCAAGACCUGUCCUUCAUAGCUAUCGAUUUUGCGCGGUCGCCCAAGUGGAAGGCGCCGGAAGCUGGCAUGGCCAACCUCACCCUGCGCCGGUUGGUUCUGGCAGACAUCAGCAACCCGGACGUCCUGCGUUUCGACUGGACCUUCACGUGGUUUGCGGGCGUGACAUACCUCUCCAUCAUCAACGUCAACUUCAACAUGGUACCUUGCGACGCCUGGAAGGAGAUGAGGAACGUGGUGACUUUGAACGUCUCCAACAACCGCUUGCAAGAUGGCUACGUCUACAACGAGGCCUGCCAGUACCAGGGCACUCUGCCCAAGCUCGAACAGCUUGACCUCAGCUACAACUUACUAGUCCACCUGAGCACACUCGCCAAGUUGACCUCCAGUUGGCCCCGACUCGCCAAACUAGAUCUGACCCACAAUCACAUUGGGGGCUCAGGUCAGUCCCCCUGUACGUGGACUCCCAGUCUCAUUUGGCUGGCCUUGCCUUACAACGCGGUUACCACGGAGAUCUUUCAGUGUCUCCCCACUACUUUACGCUUUCUGGACUUAUCGUAUUCCCAGCUGGAACGGCUCAAUAUGGGCUACUUUGAAGUCGCUGUUGACCUCCAGGAGCUGCUGCUGAGUGGAAACAAGAUCAAAUUCAUCCCUACAGAGUGGAGAUGCCCCAACCUGAGGGUCCUGGAGAUGGACGGCAACUCUUUCGGCGUCAUCAACAAAGGUUCCUUUGUCAACAUGCCCCGUCUUGCCCAACUGAAGGCGGGCAACAACCCUUACCACUGCAUCUGUGAUCUCUAUGGCUUUGUUCAAGAGACGCUGAGGAACGGGAAACUCAGGCUUCUGGACUGGCCGGCUGGAUGGACCUGUUACCACCCUGAAUUCUUGCUGGACACUGCGGUGGCUGCUUACACCCCGAGGGUGACGGAGUGUGACGUCACAGUGGUGGUGGCCAUUGCGGUCUCCAUCACAGCUGCGGUGCUGAUUGCCUGCAUGGUUCUGUGCUGGAGGUUUGACGUUCCGUGGUAUCUCAAGGCCACGUUCCAGAUCAUCCGCUCCAAGUACCGAGCCGGCCGCUCCCAGCUGUCGCGGCAGUUUGCCUACCAUGCCUUCAUUUCCUACAGCUGCUCCGACGCCGAAUGGGUGAGGCGAGAGCUCCUGCAGAGGCUGGAGGCUUCGCGCCCGCCGUACCGCGUCUGCAUCCACGAGCGCGACUUCACGCCGGGACGCUGGAUCAUCGACAACAUCAUCGACAACAUCGAGAACAGCCGCAAGGUCAUCUUUGUCCUCUCGCGCAGCUUUGUCGACAGCGACUGGUGCAAUUACGAGCUCUAUUUCGCCCACCAGCGGGCCGUGGGCCUGAACUUUGAGGAUGUUGUGCUGGUGGUGAAGGAAGCCAUUGACCUGCAGGCAUUGCCCAACAAAUUCUGCAGGUUACGGAAGAUGUUGAGCAUGAAGACUUACCUGGAGUGGCCUUCAGAUCACAGCCGGCAGGCCUUCUUCUGGGUCCAGUUGACAUCUGUCCUGGGUAAAGCCGAGGCAGUCAACUCAGACCCAAGCAAUGACCCAACUGAUGUGAAUGGGGUGGUUGACAUUCCUCUUGAUGCGUGUCCUAUAGCUGAAGAAAACUGUGUUGGAUGUAGCUGAGUUAGGCAAGGAUUAACUGAAGCCAAGGCUCAACCACUAGACUCAUUGUUCGGUCAUCUAUGUCUGACUUAGAAGUGUUGGGGUCAAUGCAAUAAGAUGCUCCUGGUGUGGAGGUGGGGGGAGGAAAGUGAUGGAGCCUAGGCAUUGGGCUUCCUCUUGGUCCAACUAGCCGCCACUGACCACUGACUGACUCUCCUGGCAGAGAGGGAGCUGCUUUACUCAUUGCCUGCGAGUAGACCAGUAUCUUUCUAAGUGGAGAUGCCAAGGACUGAACCAGAGACCUUCUGCCUGCAGUGCAUGUGUUUGACCACUGGGCAGUGCUUCCUUCCCAGUUGAGUAGCCAACUCUUGGCGUAAAUGACAAAAUAGGAUUAUGCAUAGGAAGCUGCCUUAUACCGAGACAGGCCAUUGGUCCAUCCAGUUCAGUAUUGUCCACACUGGUUGGCAGAGAUGGUUCUCCAGAGUUUUGGACAGGGGACAUUCCCACCUCUGCCUGGAGGGGUGAGGGAUUGGACCCAGGACCUUUUGCUCUGUCGGUGAGCUAGAACUUUCCUCCUAAAACUAAAUGCAAGAUUCCAGUCCUCAUUGGAUUGAUUUAAAUAUGAACAGAAGGAGCUGCCUUAUACUGAGCCAGAACAGUGUUCCCUUUGGCUCAGUAUUGUCUACACUGACCGGAGGCAGCUCUCCCA